Messenger RNA from Trematosphaeria pertusa, 2168 nucleotides. RefSeq lists its product as uncharacterized. Gene Ontology annotation, biological process: unsaturated fatty acid biosynthetic process. The transcript is spliced from 2 exons. Gene Ontology annotation, cellular component: endoplasmic reticulum membrane. Gene Ontology annotation, molecular function: heme binding; iron ion binding; stearoyl-CoA 9-desaturase activity. The coding region runs from base 484 to 1926 and encodes 480 amino acids. The record is from RefSeq and is a predicted model, not a curated record. NCBI's taxonomy places the organism in Eukaryota, Fungi, Ascomycota, Dothideomycetes, Pleosporales, Trematosphaeriaceae.
GGGGUCUUUCACGGCGGCGACGCGACAGCGCUCCAAAAUUCUUUUCGCACCGUUACCGCCCAAGCCACUUGCAUGCCUGUGCGGGACCCUGGGCCAGCGAAUGAGACACGGCGCUAGCCCAAAUAUGACAUAAUUUACAGCGCUUUGGGGUCUGGAAUGGGUCAAUGCAAGGUCCCGAUUUAUUCGCUUAGCCGUGCGUUGUUGGGGGUUCAACACUUUCCGCAAUUCACCCCGGUCGUCCACGCCUCCAUUCCGCCGCCUUAAUUACUUGCUUCCCACCUUCCUUCUGUCCCCUCACCUCUUUCUCCUCGCCCACACUCGCCAACCACUGUCUCAUUCCCUAUCGAGCGUGGUGAAGCCUGCCUGCCUUUCGUUGCAGCAGCUCUGUGGAUUACCCGAGGACCACCGGAGCGUCAUCCGCCUUUCCUCUCCGACCUACUCGGAUUCUUUCGUUUUUCCUGUAUCCUAUACCGCCUCGCCAUCAUGCCUUCGCACCAACCCGUCGCCGGCGAGCUCACCGUGGACCCUCAGUACGUCUCGCAGCCGUCUGCGAUGGCUAGCACUGCUGAGCCCAACCGCAACUCCAAAUAUGACCCGAAGAAGCCACACAUCACAGAUCUCCCGAUUACGAGGCAAAACUGGUACAAGCACGUCAAUUGGCUCAAUGUCUUUCUCAUCGUCGGUAUUCCCAUGAUGGGAUGCGUUGCCGCCUUCUGGACCCCCCUGCGUUGGCAGACCGCCCUUUGGGCUGUCAUAUACUACUUCUGGACUGGUCUGGGAAUCACGGCUGGAUACCAUCGUCUUUGGGCACACAAGUCAUACUCCGCUGCUCUGCCGCUGAAAAUUUUCCUCGCUGCCGUGGGUGGUGGUGCUGUCGAAGGUUCGAUCCGCUGGUGGAGCCGUGAUCAUCGCGCCCAUCAUCGCUACACCGACACCCAGAAAGACCCCUACAGCGUUCGAAAGGGCCUAAUGUACAGCCACAUCGGCUGGAUGGUCAUGAAGCAGAACCCCAAACGCAUUGGCCGCACUGACAUCACGGACUUGAACGAGGAUGCCGUUGUUGUCUGGCAACACCGCCACUACCUCAAGGUCGUCUUCUUCAUGGGACUAAUCUUCCCGACCCUCGUGGCUGGUCUUGGAUGGGGCGACUGGGUGGGAGGUUUCAUCUAUGGCGGUAUCCUCCGCAUCUUCUUCGUCCAGCAGGCCACUUUCUGUGUCAACUCGCUCGCCCACUGGCUCGGCGAUCAGCCCUUCGACGACCGCAACAGCCCCAGGGACCACGUCGUUACUGCACUUGUUACCCUCGGCGAGGGAUACCACAAUUUCCACCACGAGUUUCCAUCCGACUACCGCAACGCCAUUCAGUGGCACCAAUACGACCCUACCAAGUGGUGCAUCUGGCUCUGGAGCAAGCUUGGUCUUGCCUACAAUCUGAAGCAGUUCCGUUCCAACGAAAUCGAAAAGGGCCGCGUCCAGCAGCUCCAGAAAAAGCUUGACCAGAAGCGCGCCAAGCUCGACUGGGGUGUCCCUCUCGACCAGCUCCCCGUUAUCGAAUGGGACGACUAUGUUGAACAGGUUAGCAAUGGCCGUGGUCUCAUCGCUGUCGCUGGUGUUGUUCAUGAUGUCACCGACUUCAUCAACGAGCACCCUGGAGGCAGGUCCCUCAUCAAGAGCGGUCUUGGCAAGGACGUUACCGCCAUGUUCAACGGUGGCGUGUACCUGCACUCCAAUGCCGCGCACAACCUGCUCUCUACUAUGAGGGUAGGUGUCAUCCGUGGUGGCUGCGAGGUCGAGAUCUGGAAGCGCGCCCAGCGGGAGAACAAGGAUGUCCAGCACGUCAAGGACGACGCUGGCAACCCCAUUAUCCGGGCAGGAAACCAGAUCACCAAGGUCCAGCAACCCAUCGUCAGCGCGAGCGCUGCAUAAGUGUCGUUUCCACGUUUUUGCUCUUCUUGGGUUGUCAUCAGCGACUUUGGCGUUCGGCAGCUCUACGCCAUAGCGGCGUGGUAAUUCUCAAGCAUUCGUUGGAGGGUGUUAUCACUCCUCAAAACACGGUUAGACGGAGUUAUGAUUCCGAUAUCAGAUCAGCGAUUGUCAUAGAAGCCUACAAAUUGGCGAACAUGACCUAGGUUUGGUAGUAUAGUCCGAGAAAUUAUGAUAUCCAUUCA